This is a messenger RNA of Linum trigynum, 282 nucleotides long. Lineage: Eukaryota; Viridiplantae; Streptophyta; Magnoliopsida; Malpighiales; Linaceae. The record is from the annotation of a GenBank genome assembly.
AUGAUUGCCGAUCACUGCUCGUUCAUCGAACCCGACAGUAUCUUCGUCAUUUCCGUCGCCGGCAACAAGCUCCAUCCAAGAGACAGACACGACACAGAGCAGCAGCCGUCAUCCUCUCCGCCAAACUCUGUUACCGUCAAACCCUUUCGCCGUUGCCCUGUUUCCAUCGAACCCCGUCGUCGUCAAUCGAAACCGGUAGGCGGUAGUAUCUUCGUCGUCCUCGUCGCUGGCGCAAGCUCCGGUCAAGAGACACGACAUAGCAGCCCUCGUCCUCUCUGCUAG